AUGUCCUUGGCGCCAUACUCAUAUAGACCCGCUACGCCGCCAGAGGCAGCAGCUGUUGACCAGCUUUGUAAUGCUACUCAUAGCCGGAACACCUCUGGCUCUUCAUACUAUCGCAAUAGCUUUUCCCCAGAGUCUAGCUAUACCAAUCUCACCACCCCCAGCAAGUCGCCUGUGCUCCGACAGCACGGACCGACUCUACUUCCAAAGAUCAGGCCGCAAGAUGCGGUUGUUACCUCCUCGUCCGCUGGUGGACCGAGGAGAAACCAUCGUCGCAUGCUGUCAACUUCACAUACUAUUAAGAGCUUCACACCGUAUACUACCUCUCGACCAUCGGUGCAGCGAAGUGUGACAGAGCCUCUCGAAAGUACCACGCUGAUUUCUCCCAUCUCAUCUUCUUCAACUUACUUCGGUCAUCGGGCCAGCUCCACCUUCGAGCCUCCGGUCACUUUUCCAGCAUCACACAACAAGAAGCCCUCGGUUUCCCACUCUCGUUCUGGUUCUGCAUCUAGCAUUGAUGAGAGCAUGCUCAAUCGAUACGGCUAUCCGACGUAUCGUCAAUUGCCUGUGUAUUGUUCCGAGGCAUCUCAAACCCAGCCACUGUCGAUCCAAGCUUCCUCAUCCUACCUGCCAUAUCAACCACCAAUGCCAUCAAUAGAAACUCACGAUUUCGCUUUCCCUUCAACAUAUCCCACUCCUGUGGAGAUGGGGUUUAAUUCAAGGAACUCUUCCAUGACACCACCCCCCUCGGUCGAUCUGGCUCCUAGCGGCAGCCUCUUGACUUACCUCACGGAGCCUACCCAGCCCAUCAACCUUGUUCGACAGCUUAACAUUGCACCUGGCCGCGGCCUAAACAAUUAUUUCUGGUGGGAUGUACGUAACGUACGCUGUUGGGAUACUUUCUCGCUUGACACAAUGUCCUCAAUUCCGGGACUACUACCCCUCCUCAACUUUGCUGUCGACACCACCGCAUUUCCUCAAGGCCCAUCAUCAUCUAGCACAGUGACUCCAGCUUCGGAAGUGGACCUGGCAAAUAUCACUAACAAAAUCUAUUUCCCAAGGGUCAAUGCCGCUAUCCAACUGUCGCAAGGCUCGAGCUCACUCUCACUCUACCAAGCACCGUCAACUGACAGAUCUACGGGCAAUCCCCACUUUCUGGCUAAUUACACCCAUGAUGCUGAUCGCACGCUCAACGGCCUACCUCGAGGACGCGUUGUCGGACUGGUCAAGUCGUUUGACCGCUGGAACACCGGUAUGCGUCGUGAGUCUCCAGCGCGCAAAGUAGACUACCUCAACGGCCUCUCGCAUAUACAGAAAUGUAUGCGCGACCACAGCUGCCGAUAUGGCUUUAUCCUUACCGAAAUCGAGCUCGUCUGCGUGCGAGCAGGCUGCGAUGAGAACGGCCAGCCCUACUUUGGCUACCUCGAAGUCAGCGAGGCCAUUGCCACGAAAAACGCAGCGCCGGCUCCACAGUUUGAUGCCGACGGCGGUACUCCUGAACCGGUGGAGACGCCUCUAACGGUUACACUGGCACUUUAUUAUCUCCUCAUGUUGGCUAAAUCCACCCCUCUGCCUGGUCAACCCAGCUCAUUCAUGGACGUUGGAGGUCCUGGUGCUUUGACAAGACAGCGCAUCUGGUCGGGUAUAGAUCUGGCUGAGAAUGAAAAGGGAAAGGACGGCAAGGAUAAGUGGAUCCCUGAGCCGCAGAUGGGUGAGAAGAGAGAUGCAAAGAGGAUACGUGGGUGGGUUUGGCCCGGCGAUCCGUGGCAUAAGAGAGAGGGUAAUGGAGGCGGAAAGAGAGGCAUUAGAACUUGA
Endocarpon pusillum Z07020 is the source of this 1812-nucleotide messenger RNA. RefSeq lists its product as uncharacterized. The transcript has a single exon. The record is from RefSeq and is a predicted model, not a curated record. Lineage: Eukaryota; Fungi; Ascomycota; Eurotiomycetes; Verrucariales; Verrucariaceae. Bases 1 to 1812 code for a protein of 603 amino acids.